CCAGGCCAGUGGUCUACACCGCACUCCGUACACCCCGACGCCUCGAUUCCAAAACACACACGCGCACACACACGCACGCGCACUAGGACAUACGUAAUCGGGCGGCCCCCCAGGUCUUGGGUCCUCCUCUCUACGUACACAUACAGGCCCCCUCCCCUCAGCCUCUCCUGUCCAAACCCGGACGGUCCCAAGUUUGCAUUUCAUCGAAUGAUUCUGGAGAUCACCCGGCCCUGAUUGGGCUCGUUUCCAAGCAUCUCCCAGCGCCGCCUACGCGGCUGCGGCCGUGUGGUGGCAGCAUGUGGCCCCUGCACGCUUCAUCCCAAACCACCCCAAGCGCCCUCACGGCAGCCCUGAAACCUCAACUGCCUCACGACGCGGAUCACCACCAUGCCCAGUCUCAUGGGCCCGCCGACCGCAGCACAAACCUCGAACACGCCGCAGCAGCGCCCGUCUCGAGACUGUGGGCCCGUUGCAAGCCCAUUCUGCCUGCACAGAUUGAAUGGUAGCGUGCGUAGCGCGCCGCCGCGGACAGAGUCCCCUGGCCGGGUAGCGUUUCUGCUGAGUUUCUGCUCGUCUUUCUGCUAGUGACCAGUGUCGCUGCCCCGCUUUUCCUUUUCGUCUCUUCAGAGCCUGUUUUGGCUUCGUUCGAUUCAAAGCGCUUGCAUUGCUGUUCCCAAGUUGCCGGUCUCCCGUUGGUUCGAUUCGUCUUCGCCUGACGCCGUGUCGUCUGUGCAAUCUUUCCCUCUUUCUCUCUCUGUCGUAAACCUUUAGUAAUUGGCCAUAUUCCCUUCCACACACCUUCUUCUUCGUAUUUCGCCACCGGUGGGAGGAAGCGCAGGACGACCAUACCGCCGAACACUCUUUUCAGGGCGACGACCACUCGAACGACAACGACCCCGACAAUAGACGCAGGCCGUCAUUUUUCUGGGGGAGGCAGAGGAAGAACCACCAUAGGAAGAGCCAGGAACACCGACAGCACGGAUUGGUUUGGCAGUGGUUGAAGGGCGGCCGAUUUACCCCGUUGACCCAGGCUGCUCAACGCAACGACAUCGACGACAACGAUGGUCAACAAAGUCCUCGGCGCCUAUGUGGCUGCCGACUUUCUCUUCGUCGCCACCGGUGCUAUCCUUGUCGGCUUCUCCGUCAUUGUCCAGAACUUCAUGUUCGAGACACCGACUGAAGGCGGGCAGGCCGUCAGGAACUUGCUGUACCAGGAGUUCCCAUUAACAGCUGGUAUCGUCAAUGGCGUCUUAGUGUUCGUCACAUUCGCGUUCACGCUGCCUGCGAUUGCCAUGCCCACCCGCGGCUGGCUCAAGCUUUCAGGAUACAUGCUCGUUGUCAACGCCGUCUUCUCCGUCAUUCUAGGCCUCUACCUUUGGAUCCUCACGUUACGAACGAAAGACACGUUGUCGCCCUUGUGGAACGCACAGCCUCCGAAGAUCCAGGACUUGAUGCAAACAACUUUCGCAUGCUGUGGGUUCUUCAACAGCACUUCACCCGCCUUUGUCACCGAUCCGACGUGCCCGUCUCCCGCGGCCGCCUCCCUUAUGAGGGGUUGCGCCGGCCCACUGAGCAGUUUCGCCAACGUUUUCAUCGACAACAUAUUCACUGCUGUGUUCGGUAUGGCUGGUAUCGAUGGUGUGCUCAUCUUGGCCACUGCCUGUCUGCUCAAGGAUCGCAAGGAGCGCGAACGAUUCCGAUACAUCGACUCCAAGACCCAAUCCUCGACGUUCUAAGGCAUGGAGUCCAAGUGAGCGACAGCACGUUCGGUGACGGAAUGGAACGUUGAACGAGGGGGCUGGCACUUUUCGCACCUUUUCGUGGCAAGAGCUCCCAGUUUCUGUCAAGUAAUGCGAAUGCAACGUCCCGGAGGGUUGUUAUAAUGAUGGGAGUUACAGUGAAUAGGUUGAGUGGAUCGAUGCUGUAAUACUGGAGACUACGUCGGCCUGUUCCAACAGGGCAACGUGAAGUCCUGGGGUUUCUAGAUCCUCACAGUGGGGCACGGCACGGUACGGUCUCAGAGAAUGACGGAACAUGAUGUACGAAUCUACUUGUGGUCUUCGAGGGCUGGUUCCAAAAAAAAGUGCCUUCCCGUGGGCAUGAAUUAUCUCAUUUUCCGGCAUCCUUUUUUCCAUGUAUAUCCGUUUUAUUUAUGCGGCUGGCUAUGCCUUGUACGUGUGCGUAUGUACGAGGGUGUGUGCUGAGCGCAUCUUGUGAUAGCGUUAGUUACGGAUUUUUAUAGAUCGAUUCUUCCAA
Diaporthe batatas is the source of this 2256-nucleotide messenger RNA. RefSeq lists its product as uncharacterized. The record is from RefSeq and is a predicted model, not a curated record. Lineage: Eukaryota; Fungi; Ascomycota; Sordariomycetes; Diaporthales; Diaporthaceae. The coding region runs from base 1062 to 1736 and encodes 224 amino acids. The transcript is spliced from 3 exons.